GCGGCGAUCAUAUCGGGAUCUACAAGGGACCUGCAGGGCUUGUGCUCGCAUUUCCUACACGAAAUGUACCACCUGCACUUGGUACUGCUGGCCAAUAAGCACCAACACGAUCAGCGCUUGCUACAACGAACCCAACUACAUCGCGACCACAUGGACCUUUUAGCCGCGCAGAAAGAGGACGAGACAGCGAUGCUGGUGUCUACAAAAAGAGCUGAGGUACAGAAGGUGCAGGAGCUGGUAGCCAUGUUACGGCAGGAGCAGGAAGCAGAUGUUGGAACAUUGCAGGCAGAGUGUCAGCAAGCGCAGCUUAAGCUGCAGGAGCUGAUGAAAACUUUACGUGCGUCUCAGAACGUCAUCAGCAAGAUGCAGUUUGAGCUCGCGAGCGCUGGGGUGAGCGAGAGCUCGGGUGCAGAGUCGCCCCUUGUGCUCAAUGAGCUGCUGAAACUGCGGCAGAGAGCGGCGCUCCUGAGAGCCGCUGCAGCGGCUGCUGAGGCGCAGAGCGAGACCGCCAUACGCACGGCCAAUGCCCGGGCUCGCGUAGCCACCGAAAGGCUCGAGCGUCUGUUGUCUGAGGGUCGCAGUCUGCUGAAAACUUGGUUCCUCUGCUGCCGUCUGCAGACGGAAAAAGAUCGGUUGUUGCCGUUCCUGCCAGCAGAUCCGCGGAUCGAGGCUUUGAGAAGGGAGGGUGUAACGUUAAAGGAAGUUUCGACCAUUGAAGAAACUCGUAUAAAAAGAACUCAAAAUACGCUACUUCCUUCCGUCUCACGUCGUGACGAACUCCACGUCCAGUCAGCGAUAAGCAAAAGCAGUGGAGCAUCUGACAGCGGUGUAGGUACUUCAGCGAUCAGCUCAACCAGAGGCGACUGGUCCCAUAGAGUCGGCACGUUGCCUGGGCUAGAGGAGAGUCCGUCUGUAAGUCGACUGCUGGCAGACGAGAGCGCAGCCAGAUCAGCUGCUGCAGAGAACCUGAAGCUCACGCGACCAACAGCCGCUCUGCAGGACUCCGCCAUAGCACAGGCGGAAGAUAUUCUUCGGAGGCACGAGAGUCUAGGGCGGAUGAACCGACUUCUCCAAGUUACCAAACUGGAGCGAACAAACUUACGCGAAGAGGAGAAACGUCUUCGGCAACAGUUGACUUCCUUGACGCAGGAGUUACGCGAGCGCAUCCACAACAUCGGUGCUUCUGACGCUGCUCUGGCCUCCGCCGCUCAGCCGCCUCUACUCGCUAAAAAAAUCGAACUUCACCUGGUAGAUUAGAAUUACUUCAAUCAAAUUAUCUUCCAAAGCAAUUUUCAUUUUUAAUUAUUUUGAAGCGCUCUUUUCAUAAUAAAUUAUUGUCCAUAAUAACGAUAUUUGCAGAAAAACAUGCGUUUGGAGGAACUAGUUAGGUGUCAUAUUAUACCAGUCGUCUUCUUUAAUACAAAUACUAUUA
This is a messenger RNA of Hyalella azteca, 1432 nucleotides long. Its product is annotated as dynein regulatory complex subunit 2. The record is from RefSeq and is a predicted model, not a curated record. The transcript is spliced from 9 exons. NCBI's taxonomy places the organism in Eukaryota, Metazoa, Arthropoda, Malacostraca, Amphipoda, Hyalellidae. The coding region runs from base 64 to 1257 and encodes 397 amino acids.